AUGCUAGACGCACCAGCAUCUGUGCAUCUGCCAAAUGAGGCUCCGCAUCUUCAAGAGCACAAUUUCCUGCCUCCUCAAGGAGGCCAACCUUCGCGUCCUCAAGUAGUGACACCUCUGCGCCAUCACGAAGGCCAAUCUUCGCAUGCACAAGAGGGUCGACCUCCGCGUUCCCCGAAGAAACUCAAAACCACUGAUGGCGCAAGCUCUAUGCCGUUGCGAAAGGGACAGCACGAUGAGAACAAUGUAACUGAUGAAAAUGGCUUAGAAAUAAAUUGGCGUGGGCGCGAUCCGGAAAAUGUGUGGAACAAAGACAUUCGAAAAGCUCUGGAGUGGCACCGAGACACUCAUAUGCCUGACAUGCGGGCUUUCACUGUACGUCCAGACUCAUAAGGCUGCGGAAAUUGGAGGCAUGGGCGGCCCGCUGAAAGCGCUUUUUCUUGACUCUGUCCUUGCUCAGCUUUACAGGUCUUGGCAAGAAGGACGUGGAAAGGAGCCUCUCCCUCACUUUCAAGGACUUGCGUUUGACAAGCACCGCAUUCGCAUUCCAGCGGAUGGCAAGACCAGUCUUGGUCAAAAGAUGGAACCGAAGGGGUACCACUUGAUAUACGGCAAGCCUGGCGAGCAAGCCGCAAUGCCUGGGAGCCACGGCUCCGUGAUAACAUCGCAGCUACAGGAUCCAACCUCUGGAGGCUUGGGUCAGUACAGUACCGGAGCUUCUUUCAGGGAGGCCAGAAAUCAUCCGUACUAUCAGGCGCAUCCAAAGGCGUUCAUGACCGAUUUGAGCGACUUGAUCAAAGGCGUCAAGCACAAGCGCACGCCACCAACCAGAAAAAGCCGCCUCACCAAUCUACAACAAGAUCAAGGGCAAUGA
Messenger RNA from Ceraceosorus bombacis, 871 nucleotides. Lineage: Eukaryota; Fungi; Basidiomycota; Exobasidiomycetes; Ceraceosorales; Ceraceosoraceae. The record is from the annotation of a GenBank genome assembly.